AACUACAGCGGCGAACAAGUCCGAGCGAACGAACAACAAACGACCGGAGCUGAAGUAAUUUAAGAAGAAAACUAAACAAGCGAAGUCCGAGUCGCAGCAGGUUCGAGGGUCUGCAGUCAAGGGCGAGGGUGCACAAUGGCGGAGGGGUGCAGCGGGGGCGGCGAGGGGUGCCCACACCUGCGCGACUACAAGAACGCCAAGGGCUACCAGGCGUAUCGAUUGAUUCACGCGUACUUCGUGUCGUGCACGUCGGCCGAGGCGCGUCGCCGCAAGGCCAACUCGGGCGUGUGCUCGGCGUGCAAGAAGCGCGGGCCGCGGCUGCACAUCUGCCUGCACUGCAUCUACUUCGGCUGCUACGGCGGCCACAUCCAGGAGCACGCCCACCGCAAGCAGCACCUGCUCGCCAUGGACAUGAGCUACGGCACCAUCCUGUGCUUCGCGUGUCGCGACUACGUGUACGACGCCGAGUACGAGGAGGUCGCCGGCGAGAACCAGCAGGUGUCAAGCCGCAGCCUUGGCCUCCCCCACCACCACUGCCGACCCUGGCAGCCCAGCCAGGUCGAGCAGGAGCUCCUCCUCGAGCACCCCCGCCGAAAACGCAUCACCAAUGACUCCACCAUAGGGCUGCGAGGGCUGAUCAACCUGGGCAACACAUGCUUCAUGAACUGCAUCGUGCAGGCGUUGACGCACACGCCGCUGCUGCGCGACUACUUCCUGUCGGACCGGCAUGUGUGCCAGUUCGUGGAGCAGCCCGAGCACUGUCUGGUGUGCGAGGUGUCGCGCCUCUUCCAGGAGUUCUACUCGGGCAGCCAGGAGGCGCUGACCCUAAACCGGCUGCUGCACCUCAUCUGGACGCACGCGCGUCACCUUGCCGGCUACGAGCAGCAGGACGCGCACGAGUUCUUCAUCGCCACGCUUGACGUGUUGCACCGCCAUUGCAAGGGCGCCGCUGACCAGCCCCCCGCCGACUCGCACCUCUGCAACUGCAUCAUUGACCAGAUCUUUACCGGCGGCCUCCAGUCCGAUGUCGUCUGCACCUCCUGCAGUGGAGUGUCGACGACGAUCGACCCUUUCUGGGACAUCUCGCUGGACCUGGGGACGACCUCGUCGUCGUCUGGGGACUCGUCCAAGGUGCCAAGGUCGCUGGUGGACUGCCUGGAGCGGUUCACGCGCCCUGAACACCUGGGCUCGUCGGCCAAGAUCAAGUGCAACACCUGCCAGAGCUACCAGGAGAGCACCAAGCAGCUCACCAUGAAGAAGCUGCCCGUCGUCGCCAGCUUCCACCUCAAGAGGUUCGAGCACUCGUCACGCUUCCACAAGAAAAUCUCCUCGUUCAUCAGCUUUCCUGAGCACCUCGACAUGACUCCCUUCAUGUCCCACCGUCGCAACAACAACAACAACAACUCGGCCACCGCAGCCGCCAACUCGUCUGCCCCCCUCCUUACCGACAACAGGUACUCUUUGUUUGCUGUGAUAAACCAUGUGGGAUCGCUGGAAGCAGGUCACUACACGGCCUACAUUCGGCAGCAGCGCGACAACUGGUUCAAGUGCGAUGACCACAUCAUCACCAAGGCCAACAUCAAGGACGUGCUCAACAGCGAGGGGUACCUCCUGUUUUACCACAAGCAAAUCCUCGAGUACGAGUGACCAACGUCGCCACUGUGAUCCCGCCAGAGCUCUCUUGCCCCCAUGAGCGGCUAAUGUUGUGAUUAGUUCUCUUGUUUGCUUCGGGCGACCUUUCCGACCCACCCACAUGUUGAAUGAUCAAGUUUAGUUUUACUUUUAGCUGUUGCUUUUACCUUGUGUUCUGUGAUAGAAGGAGUCGGAAAUUUGGCGUGUGCCUCGCUCACUUCGGAAUUAAGCCUGUUGGACAAACAAUUACAAGCGUGUUCCCCUCAAUAUCAGUUAUUUUUUUAAGAUCCCCCUUUUGAAACAGUUUUGCAUCAACGUUUUAAGUUUAAGUUCUUUGAAAUGUUCUACAUUGUUCAUUCCAAGUCUUUCUGGGAAAUUGUAUGUGUGUUUGCGCAUUAUAAAACUCAAUUAUGUUGAAUUAUGGUCCGUAAAGUUAGGAGAUUUAAAAUGGCGCUGAAUAGCUGAUCUAGCUUUGAAACUUUUGAAAGUUCACAAACGAUUAUGAAUGUUGUGUUAAAAAAUUCCGUUAAUUUCCUCUCACAACCAACAAUCAUUAAAUCAGAGUAAAUAUUUAUUUGUUGCAUUAUAAACUACGCAAGGCUUCUGUUGAAUUCAAAUUUUGAAUCGACUGUCAAAAUGUGUGUAAUAAAAUUAAAUGAUACGCGA
Neocloeon triangulifer is the source of this 2298-nucleotide messenger RNA. RefSeq names its product ubiquitin carboxyl-terminal hydrolase 22 (gene not). NCBI's taxonomy places the organism in Eukaryota, Metazoa, Arthropoda, Insecta, Ephemeroptera, Baetidae. The record is from RefSeq and is a predicted model, not a curated record. Gene Ontology annotation, molecular function: zinc ion binding; cysteine-type deubiquitinase activity. The transcript is spliced from 8 exons. Bases 136 to 1647 code for a protein of 503 amino acids. Gene Ontology annotation, biological process: protein deubiquitination.